AUGAUUGGACUGGCAAAACCUACAGUGGUUAAGUGCUGUCAUGAGUUUGUAGAAGCAAUUUGCCGUCUGCAGGAUGACUUCAUAAAGUUUCCUUCUACAACGGCGGAAAUAAGCAGGAAAAUUGAAGAUUUCUCUGAGAAGAGCAAGGUUCCGAAUGUUGUUGCAGCGAUUGACGGUAGUCACAUUCCUAUAAAAGCACCAAAAGAGAAUCACGAGGACAACUUUAACCGGAAACAUUUUUACAGUUAUUUAGUACAAGGGAUUGUUGACUCUUCGGGACUCUUUUUAUCAGUUGCCACUGGGUUUCCCAGGAGUCUGCAUGAUUCUCAAAUGCUGCGACUAAGCGAUGUGUACUGGGCCACCGAAAACGAGGACAUUCUCAUGGAACCUACCCUGGAUUUGGGGGGAACCGUAAUUUGCCCACUUGUGCUGGGAGAUUCAGCGUACCCAUUGAAGACCUGGCUUCUACCGGUUAUCAAAGAUAAUGGAGCCCUUAACUGA
This is a messenger RNA of Pocillopora damicornis (cauliflower coral), 501 nucleotides long. RefSeq names its product putative nuclease HARBI1. Lineage: Eukaryota; Metazoa; Cnidaria; Anthozoa; Scleractinia; Pocilloporidae. The record is from RefSeq and is a predicted model, not a curated record.